AUGGCAUACUUCCACGGAAAUAUGAGCAAGUGCCACCGUAGCGAGAUAAAUAUUCCAAACCGCGGCGGCCUGACAUGGUGUAUCUGUAACACUGAAGUCAACUUAAGAAAACAAAGCAAUUUUCAACAGCAGAUGCGGAGAUAUCGCUCAGCCAAUCUUGUUGUACGAGAUGUACGCAACGUAACAAGCUUAAACGGCACGACGGGAUUCCUACCACGUCAACCUCAGAGCAUCUCAGCUACGACCUUAGCAGGCAAGCACAAUUCUGUCAGCGUUGUCUCGCAAUUCGCAUCAGAUAGUCGUCAGCAUAUAUCCAACAGUGCAGACGAUGCAGGUCCACGCUCGAAUGGCAAUGGAAGCGCUCUCUUGCUGCUAUCCCUAGCUUCAUUGCAUCAAGCUCACUGUAUGAGUCAGACGCACGUCAUGAUGCGAAAGUUAUACUAUAACUGGGGAUAUUUGCCACCGGUGCACGAUGGGCAGUGUCAAAACGAAGAUAGUCACAGAUGGCGAGGGUGGGUCCAUGGACAGAAGAUCGUGCGUUCGACAAAACUAGACGGGAGGCAAUGCCGGAGUGCAGCCAGGAAGCUCCGAAGAACCGGCAGCGGCCAUGCCUCAGAGGCUCAGAUACAAAAGCUCUUAACCCAGUUGGGAAAGGCCUCCGUCUGGCCACCAGCCCUAACCAAGAACGCCGAGGGAAAGAAGGCGGAAAAGUGGAAAACCUUGAGAAUGGGGAAUCUGGAAUCCGCCACCGCGACGCUGCACAAGGUUUAGUGGCUACGACUCCCCCCCUCCGGCCGCCGGAUUGCAACAGGAAAAAAGAGGGGACGCAAAGUAGUAUUUCCGGGGCUGAGCUUAAUUUGAUCCUCAUGCUUCCCCCAGGUCCGGUGCCGGACCAGCAAGCAUUUGCGAUAUCUGGUGAUUCCUCGUCCAAUCGAGGGGUGAAAAUCGUGCAGGAUGUUCGUCGAUCGUCUUCAGAUGGUCCCUGGACGUUUUUUUAGCUUAAAUAGAGGCUUUUUGUGCCUGAAAGAUGCAUGGUGCGACCGGUGGAGCCGUGAGGGCGAG
Aspergillus costaricaensis CBS 115574 is the source of this 1062-nucleotide messenger RNA. RefSeq lists its product as uncharacterized. The record is from RefSeq and is a predicted model, not a curated record. The coding region runs from base 1 to 771 and encodes 256 amino acids. The transcript is spliced from 5 exons. Lineage: Eukaryota; Fungi; Ascomycota; Eurotiomycetes; Eurotiales; Aspergillaceae.